AUGACAGAAAACCAAUAUACUGUCAGAUGCCGAAGAAGGCACAAAAUCGAUGGGAAUCGGGCGGAAUCAGAAGCGGAAUCAGAUUCAGAAGAAGCGGAUGUUGAAGAAUAUCCACCAUCCACCUCCUUCUGUCUUCACCACCACCGUCGGUUUUCAGAAGACAUCGAUCCCGAAGUGCCUCAAAGGAUACCAAGAAUGCCGAGUGGCCGAAUCUCCAUUGGAGACGUGUCGAACGUCGUCACAGUUACCGACAACGACAUCUCCUCCACCACCGCCACGACGACGAAAAUGCGACGUCGUCGUAUUGUGAGAAGCAGUCGAACUAGACGCAGAAUGACACCCGACAGUGAAGUGACGUCAUCCACUUCUCCAUUGCCCGUUCCCUCUUUCAACUUCCCACAAUUAUCAACAUCAACAACUCGUUUUCUCCUAUUGCUCGUUCUAUGUGCCAUUUUUCAGCCAUGUCUGUCAAUUCCCGAACUCCGUUGUGGUCCCAUCGACAUUCGAAAUAAACCGUGGUCAUUCCGAACAAUGUGGUCUCAUGUGGGUGAUCCACACGCCGUCAAUUACUAUAUCAAUAAGUCGAAUCAUGAAACUUGGCCGCCAAAAAAUGUACAAAUUAAUUGCACUGUCGUCGAAGGAUCAUUCGCCAUCUCGUUCGUCUACGACACCCAAGCUCAACACAAGAAAGGUUCGCCGGACGAGAAGACCCUGGAGAUGACCGACUAUCCGAGAUUCCCGCAUUUACGUGAAAUCACUGGAAGUCUACUCGUUUUUGAAACGACAGCUCUCACCGAUCUCGGCUACAUUUUUCCAAAUCUUCGUGUCAUUGGUGGUCAAGCACUCAUUCAACACUAUGCACUGAUUAUAUAUCGAAACGCUGACUUGGAUGCGAUCAAUCUCCCCAAACUGAGUGUGAUUCGAAACGGUGGUGUCCGAAUUCAAGACAACAAGCUGUGUUGCCACGUGAAAUCAAUCGAUUGGAAGUCGAUGGUCAUGACGAGUAUCAACGAUGUUGUCGUGGAUGAUGCGGCUGAAAGUUCGGUGACCGAGACUGGAAAACUGUGCCCGAAAGGUCCGUGCGAAGACGAUCCGGAUGAGACCAUGUGCCGAUACGUUGACAAUGCAAAAGGAUCUCGAAUUCAAAGUUGUUGGAGCAACACAACGUGUCAUAAAGUGUGUCAGUGGGAUCGUUUGGAUAAUCAAGAAAUGGGACCAGGAUGUGAUCCAGACGGUAACAGAUGUCAUGAUCAAUGCCUCGGUGGCUGUGAUCGUCCGAAUGAUCCGACCGCGUGUUCCGCUUGUCGAUUCCUUCACUACAAGGGAAAAUGCGUCGAGAAGUGUGAGCCUCAUUUGUACGUUUUGAUGAAUAGAAGAUGCGUGACGAAGAAACAAUGUCUUGAACUGAAUCCAGUGCACCAGAAUAAGACAGUUCCAAUCAAAGCGACGGAAGGAUUGUGCUCUGAUAAAUGUCCAGACGGAUGGGAAGUCAAUCCGGACAACGCGUCGGCGUGUAGGCGAUGUAAUGGAGCGUGUGAGAUCAAAUGUCCAUUAGAUCACAAAAUCGAUACAUUCCCGAAAGCAUUGGCCAUCAGUCGAUGUAACAUUAUCGUUGGAGAUUUGACAAUUGAAAUGCGAGGAAAACAAGAGUCUGGAAUGGCGGCUGAGUUGAAAAAGGUCUUCACGAAUAUCCACACCAUUACGGGACAUCUGAAAGUUGUUAGAUCUCCACCGUUCCUCUCACUUGCAAUGUUCCGAAAUCUGAGAGUUAUCGAGGGAAGGAAUCUGUUCCUUGGAAAGUACGCAAUCGCUGUCGUUGAGAAUCCGAAUCUCCGAAAACUUUUCGAUGAUCGAGCCAACUUUACCAUCGGAAACGGCACAAUCCAAGUGCAUAAUAACAGAAUGCUCUGCUAUUCGAUUGUUCGAAAUCUUGUCCGUCGACUCGGUGUCGACCUGAAUGAAGACGAUCAGUCGGCGGAUUCGAAUGGAGACAAAGCGAUCUGUGAUGAUGCUCGUAUUGAAGUCAGAAUUGCUGCGAUCUCUUCCGAUAGCAUUGUGUUCGAAUGGGAUAAAUUCAACACUUCCGACAUUGAUCAUCGCAAAUUUCUGGGUUAUGAGCUGUAUUAUAAAGAAGUUCCAAAAGUGGACUAUACAAUGUCAAUCGACGAGGAUCGUAGUGCGUGUGUCGACUCGUGGAGUUCCGUAUUCAAACAACAUUACGAGAAAGAUUAUGAGAUUCCCGGAGAGAAUGUCACCGUCCACUUAGGCUCCGCCCAGAAAAUUCGUCCGAAUACAGUAUACGCGUACUAUGUGGCGACACAAAUGGUCCAUCACCCGGGAGCGAAGAACGGAUUGUCGAAGAUUGGAUUCGUGACGACCAAAUUCUCACAACCGGAACCUCCGACGUUGAUGGUGACGAAAGUGGAAACGGACUCUAUAUUGCUCACAUGGGACCCACCACGAAAUCCGAAUGGAGUCCUCACUCAUUACACGAUAUCAUGGAGAGAACUGGAUAUCAAAGUACACGAGUUGGCGAGCAUUUUCUGUAAAAAAGAUGCAUUCGAAAAGUCACUGCAAUUGGCGAGAGAUUCUGCAUCAACGGAAGCGGAUGAGAAGACUUACAAACCGAAAGACUACUCGCUUGCUCCGACACUGACAUCUCUCAUCCCAUCGACUGAAGAAACGUGUCAAGCUGCCGGUUGUUGUACUUGUUCUGCUGAAACAGCUGAUGUGAAACCAAUCGAUGCGGAUGCGACUGUAGAGACGUCGAGCUUUGAGAAUGAGCUCAUGGACACGAUUAUCACGCCGAGAUGCGACAUUGAAAAAGAUCCGAUGGGAUGUGUAAUGCAAUCCCGUGCACCGGAACAUGAGAAUAUGAGUGACGACGACGAAGACGAAGGGAAUCCAGAAGGAGAGGAUUCAGAAGGACAACAACUACGGAUGAAGAGAAAUGCGGAGGCGUUCGAGCGGCAACGGCGACAAUUGUAUUUGGAUGGGAAUCAUGCGAUACGUGAAACUUCCCGGAGGCAGUAUGAACAGUUUACGGCUCUGAUUAUAUCAGAAAUUCGUUCUCGUCGAUCGAUCAGAACUAUUGAAGAAAUGGACAAACAGUUGGAGCAAAAUGAGAGAAACCGAGUUUCGACGUCGACUGUGAAGCCAUCGAAGAAGCCGUUGAUCUACGUGGAUACCAAGAAGCCGAAGGGAACGACGACGACGACUCCAACACCUUCAGUUACUCCAUCACCGACACAGGACUUGAAGCCAGUAAUACACGACGAAUUGGUUUGGGUCUCCGGAAAAUUCUCAAUCAAUGUGACGGCGAAAGAAUCUGGAAAUAUGUUUUUGUUGAAGAAUCUGAAGCAUUUCACCACUUAUGGAAUCACAAUUUCCGCAUGUCAAGACGCCACACUGAACGACAACAACUGCUCACCUCCACACAAAGCGGGAACCAAAAAACGAACAAAACCAAUCCUGAACAUUGACAAAGUGGACAACUCAACGAUUCGCGUCGAGACCCAAUCGGACGUGAAAAAAAAUGUGAAUGUGACGUGGGACGAGCCGACAGAAACGAACGGAGGAAUCAUUGGAUACCAGGUGAUAAUGAACAGUACGACUGGAAGUACUCCGAUGACGAUGUGUGCUGGCGCAAUACCUGGAUACUCUCCAUCUGUUCAUGGUGUUCAGUUCAUUGGAUUGAAUGAUGGACGUUAUGAAGUCUACAUCAUUGCCACGUCACCAUACCGCCAGGGAGAUACUGUCGUCUGGAGUGGACCACUCAUCAUCGAGUCACCCGGAUGGUUCGAACUAUGGAUGAUCGGGGUGAUAUUCAUCGUUCUCGCCGUGAUUGCUGGUGUUGCCGCUGCGAUCUCCCGUAAAUACUAUAAAGCGCGAGUCUCAAAACGAGUCAAAGCGAUGUCCAACUUCAUGCAUCUCAAUCCGGAAUACACAGUGGACAACACGUAUACAGCCGACUAUUGGGAACUGAAACCAGAGAGUGUGACGAUUGGAUCGCAGUGUGGAGAGGGAUCAUUCGGAAAAGUUUUCCUUGGAACUGGAGACAAUGUCACCACUGUAAUGGGAGAUAUUUUCGGUCCGUGCGCUAUCAAAAUCAAUAAUGAUAAUCUGGAGUCUGGAGAUAAUUUGAAUUAUUUGAUGGAGGCGAAUGUGAUGAAGAACUUCAAGACUCCAUUCAUUGUCAAGUUAUACGGAGUCAUCUCAUCCAAAGUGCCCGCAAUGGUCGUCAUGGAAGUCAUGGAACUUGGAAAUCUUCGUGAUUAUUUAAGAUCGAAACGACAGGAUGACGUGUUCAAUGAGAUGGAUUGCAACUUCUAUGACGUCGUGCCAAGAGAGAAAUUCUGCGAAUGGGCCGCCCAGAUUUGUGAUGGAAUGGCUUAUCUGGAAUCACUGAAAUUCUGUCAUCGAGAUCUCGCUGCCCGUAAUUGUAUGAUCAAUGCAGACGAGACUGUCAAAAUUGGAGAUUUCGGAAUGGCUCGAGAUCUCUUCUAUCAUGAUUACUAUAAGCCUUCCGGUAAAAGAAUGAUGCCAGUCCGUUGGAUGUCUCCAGAAUCUCUUAAAGAUGGAAAAUUCGAUUCGAAAUCUGAUAUCUGGAGUUUCGGAGUCGUCCUCUAUGAGAUGGUCACUCUCGGAGCCCAACCGUACAUUGGAUUGUCGAAUGAUGAGGUGCUUAACUACAUCGGGAUGGCGAGAAAGGUCAUCAAACAACCCGAAUGUUGCUCAGAUUACUGGUACAAAAUUAUGAGAAUGUGCUGGAGAUUCGCGCCAAGAGACCGCCCGACAUUCCUUCAACUCGUUCAUUUGUUGUCUGCCGAGGCGUCAGCCGAAUUCAAAGAAGUUUCAUUCGUAUUCACGGAGAAUCAAAUGGCAAUGGAAGACUCCGAACCAUUGGAUAUCGAUGAGAUAUACAAUUAUGAGCCAGAACCAGAUCCAGAUGAUAUUGAAGCAAUGGAUCAUUUGGAUAGUGAAGCUGAAAAUGGAGAGAGACGACACACCGACUCAAUUCCGAUGAAAGAAUUCCGAUCAGAUCAUUUGAAUUCUUCUGGAAUGAAUAGUCGCUCGACGAUUUCAGUCGGAUCUGGUGGGCCACAUACUGGACGACUUCGGAAGAAGUCCAGACAGAGAAGUCUGGAUGAAGAGUAUGCUCUGAUGAAUCAUAGUAGAGGACCGAGUGAUACGGAAGUUCGACAUUAUGGUAAUGACGAUGGUGAUUACGUCGAAAGAGAUGUACCGCAGGAUGUGCCGACGCGCCGCAACACUGGAGCGAGUACCGCCAGCUAUUCCGGUGGUCCAUACUUGGCGAAUCGUGGUGGAUCCAAUGAACGUGCCGGAUUCGGUGAAGGUCUCCGUCUCACAGAUGCACUCGGAAGUGGUCAUCUUCAUGACGAUAAUGAUUACAUUGAGAAGGAGAUUAGUUCAAUGGAUACGCGCCGAAGCACUGGAGCCAGCACCGCCUCCUACGGAGCUCCUCACCCGAACACACAAACGAAUUGGAGUGGAAGUCGUGGUGCGACGUACUACGCCAAUAAAGCACAACAGCAACAACAAGCUGCAGCAGCUGCCGCCGCCGCAGCCGCCGCUGCCAAACAACGAACACACGCCCAUUUGAAUGAGGGAAGAGGCGAUCGGUUGACUCAAUUGCCAGGCACUGGACACUUGCAGAAUAAGGAUGAAGGAGAUUAUAUUGUGACGGAGCCAAGGAAUACGAAGAAUGAUGGAUCACCAUCGAAAAAUGGCAAUACCUCCUCCAAUCGUGCCUCAUCCAACGGUCGCUCAUUAUUCGGUGAAAAAGAGCGACUUAUUGAAGAUACUGAGCAUCCACUCGGCUAA
Messenger RNA from Caenorhabditis remanei, 5844 nucleotides. RefSeq lists its product as uncharacterized. Gene Ontology annotation, biological process: positive regulation of kinase activity; positive regulation of phosphatidylinositol 3-kinase/protein kinase B signal transduction; cell surface receptor protein tyrosine kinase signaling pathway. Lineage: Eukaryota; Metazoa; Nematoda; Chromadorea; Rhabditida; Rhabditidae. The record is from RefSeq and is a predicted model, not a curated record. The transcript has 18 exons. Gene Ontology annotation, molecular function: insulin receptor activity; insulin receptor substrate binding; ATP binding. Gene Ontology annotation, cellular component: axon; insulin receptor complex. The coding region runs from base 1 to 5844 and encodes 1947 amino acids.